CUCCUCUUUGCCAGUUACGUCUGAAUCCACACAAGUUGUUGAGCUCUUCCCAGGGCCCUUUGGGGCCCAGGAAGACGAUGCAUCGUGGUGGGGAUAAGGACUUCCAGGUAUCAGCACGAAAGAUGGGCACAUCCUUGCUUUUCCAGCUGUCAGCUCAUGAAAGAGAGCUGGAUUUGGUAUUUCUGGACCAUAGCUAUGCCAAGCCAUGGAAUGCCCAUCCAGAUGCCAGCAGCGCCCGGCCCACAAGAACACUCUUUGUUACCCCUCGUCGCCAGCCUGAAGCCUUGUCAGACACUGAUUCUGUAAUAGAUGUGGAAACUGUCACACCGACACCCGUUCCUCUGUAUGAUAAUCAGAAAGCUCUUAGUGUGAUGAAGGAGUGUGAGCGGCACGUUCUGUUUGCUCGCACGGUUGCUGAGAGUCCUCCACCCCCGGAAGACUGGGAGGAACAUAUAAACAAGACUGGAUGGUCAGUGGCCCAGAACAAAUUGUUCAAUAAAGUACUUAAAGCUCUGCAAGCUGAGAGACUAGCCCGCCUGGCCAAUGAAAAUGCUUCCAAUGAGCCUAUUUUGCGAAGGAUAGCUGUGGACAAGUGUGCCAGGAAGGUGCGGCAUGCAUUAGCCAGUGUGAACUGGGACACCAAACUGACGCAGUGGUUGCACACUACCAUGAUUGAAUCCUUAAGCCUCGCCAUGCUUGCUGCUUACCUGGAUGUGCUGCAGACUCUCAAAAGCAAGUUGCCCUUGCUGAUUGACAGAAUGUUGCUGACAUCUGCAAAGACUGGCGCUCCAAGUGCAGAGGCCCUGUCACUGCUACUGAAACGGCCCUGGGACCCAGCUGUUGGAGUCUUAUCUCAAAACAAACCGAGCAAGCUUCCUGGAUCCCCACUCAUCCUAAUUGCACCAUCAAGCCCAACUAAUCCUGCCCUCGCUACCUCGCGGCGAAUGAGAUUCUGGCAGUCUCAGCUCUCUUGUUUGGGAAAGGUCAUCCCAGUGCACAGCCAUGUGAGCAGUGGAGCAAAUAUUGGCAUCACACAGUGCCUAGAGCACAUGUUGGGCACUGUCAGGGCCAAGGUAAUGGAGGUUCACAGUCACUUCCCGCACAAACCCAUUAUCCUGGUUGGCUGGAACGCUGGUGCUCUCAUCGCUUGUCACGUAUCCCUUAUGGAGUACCUGACCGCUGUGGUGUGUCUCGGCUUCCCCCUGCAAACAGUCAACGGGCCAAGAGGGGAUGUGGAUGACCCGCUGCUGGACAUGAAGACCCCAGUGUUGUUUGUGGUCGGACAGAAUGCUCUGCAGUGUAGCAUAGAAGGCAUGGAGGAGCUCAGAGAGAAGCUGAGGGCAGACAACAGCAUGGUGGUGGUGGGAGGAGCAGAUGACAACCUCAGAAUCAAUUCAGCAAAGAUGAAAUCAGAGGGACUGACGCAGACCAUGGUGGACCGCUGCAUUCAGGACGAAAUAGCUGACUUCUUGUCUGGCGUCCUUGCUCGGGCAGAGGGCCACGGCCAUGGUUCAGGGGAGAUGAGGGAUUUGGACACGGAGAAGAAGAAAAGGCCUCGACGGGAGCUUCCCUUUGACAUGGAGAGAGGACGACCUUCCUCACCUGCGCUUAGAGUUCCCAUCUCACCAUCAGGUUCAGAGGACCUGUCUAGUGUCUGUAGCAGUCCCACUUCAAGUCCCAAACCCAAGACAUCUGGUCUGUCUCCAGCACAGAAGUCCAGUCUGAUCACAGCAACACAGCUCCUCAAAACACACAUGCAGCGCUCUGGCACAGUACUCACACACAAGCAAGCACAAGCUCAGUUUGCUGCUUUUAUGAAACAAAACAUGCUUGUGAGGAAAAAUCUUCCUCCUGGCACCCCUCCUUGUAUUUUUGUGCCGGUAACCAGUGAUCAGAUGGAUGGCCUGGACAGAGAUGAACUGAGGUCCCAUGGCAAGAGGAGGCAGACGCCCAGUCCCACCCCAAGCAAAGCCUCCAAAAGAGCCAAGAUCAAGGUCACCAUUGUUUCCCAAAGCGAGUCAGCAGGGGGCGCCAUCAACCCUGCUCCACAGGAAGUGGGUGUCUCUGGGAAGCCCUUAACCGUGACAGUGGGGCAGACUGUUGCUGGAGCUAAGGAGCUCUCGGGACUUCUAACAGGCCAUCGGUCUGGUAGUCUCUCAGAGGUGUCUGGUGCCCUGUCCCCAGGCUCCAGCUCAUUCAACAGCGUGCAGCCUUGCAUGGUGUCAGGGUCCUCCGCACCAGUCCAGGCGCAAGCUCCGGCUACUGCCCAAGCACCUUCCGCCAGCAGUCUGCUACAAGGCCUAAGUUUCAGUCUUCAGGAGAUCGUCACCAAAACUCCUAGCUUGCCGUCCACAGCAGCCAACACAGGCGGCACCCAGGUGGUUUGUGGCAAGCCCCAGGGUCAGGUCCUGAGCUCCGUCAGUACCAGCAGCAGUACUCUGCUCCGGGCGGUGCCUGUGGUCACCACAGGAGUGGCUAAAACCACCGCCAUCCAUCAGCUGCUCACCAAUGGAGGGCUGGCCAAACUUGCCAGCAGCUUGCCCGGUUUGGCCCAUAUCACCAAUCAGACCGCUGUAGGGCAGAAAGCCCCCACUUCGAUAACGGUGACCCUUCGUGGAGCACAGCCGAGUAGAGUGGGAUCUCUCAGCCAAGCUGGGGAGGCUGUGAUGCCGGCUUGCAGCCACGAGCCUAAGCAGUGAAAAUCUCCUCUCACGGUUUCCAUGUGGUGAUACACCUGAUGUAAGCUUGUGCAGUGCCAGAGGCAUCUAUGAGCCAGCCACAGCCUGUUGACGAGACUGCACCCUCCGUGCAACGAUGAACACACCACCCCACAACAUGCAGAACAUCUACAUCACGUCCUCCAGGGAGCUCCCCUGUCGAGGUGGAGGGAAAGGCCAGGCAGUCGCUGUCAGAUGGGUAGCACCGACUCCACUAACACUUCAGUGCUGGUUUUCAUGCUAGAAAAUUCUGACAGGCAGAUAUAAAACAUGUCGCAUGGCAUCCUAUAAGGAGGAAAUUAUAUUAUGUGAGGAUAAACUGCAACCUACCUGGACUGUGACAACACAAUUGUACCGCCUACAAAAGGACAGACGUGCAACUCUUGAUGCUGACUAUACACCUUCAUCUCAGCUUUUUUUUCAAUCUUUAGCUUUUUAAGAGUGUACAUUAAGUUUAUUUUUGCAUUUUGUAUGUCACAACUUGAUAUCUCCAUAUCCGUGCUAAGUUUGAAUGUUAGUCAUGGCUUCAGUAUUUAUCACAGUAAUUAUAUUCACCUGAUUACAGUAUUUCAAUAUGUUAGACUAAACUAGAUUUCAGUCCUAAUAACAUGUCAGUAUUUGUCACAAUCAUGUGAUUGCAGAUGCUACAGAGGAUUGUCAAAGAGGCAUGGGAAUGUGCACCUGUUCACGGCUCUCUUUGAAUAACAUGCAAAAAGCUGCAAUACAUGAGCAGUAGUCAGUAUUUAUGAUAAACAGUAUUUAUCACAUUUGUUGCCUCUAUAACCUCAUGUCCCAUAGUCUAAGCUACUGUGUAAGGCAGUAUUUCCCAUCUGCACUGUAUCAUCACUUUAUUGUAUAUAGACUUCUUGUUGGAAACUGCUACAGUAAAAACAAAACUGAUUUGUCUGAAGUCA
This is a messenger RNA of Micropterus dolomieu (smallmouth bass), 3631 nucleotides long. It is a transcript of the gene kansl3, whose product is annotated as KAT8 regulatory NSL complex subunit 3. Gene Ontology annotation, biological process: positive regulation of transcription by RNA polymerase II. Bases 78 to 2699 code for a protein of 873 amino acids. Lineage: Eukaryota; Metazoa; Chordata; Actinopteri; Centrarchiformes; Centrarchidae. The record is from RefSeq and is a predicted model, not a curated record. The transcript is spliced from 21 exons. Gene Ontology annotation, cellular component: NSL complex.